AUGGUAUGUCCUAGCGGCUGGAGCGUCGAGUUCUCGCUCGAACGCGACGGAGCUUCCAGCUCUGAAUAUUCCGCGCUGAACUCGCCGAAAAAGUCGCUAAACACUGAUGACGCUGCGAUAUCGGUCGUGCCGGGGUUGCAUUGCGGCCCGGCUGGUCGGCAGACUCUGAUCAAGUGGAUUGAGGACAACUACAAGUUGCGCAAGAAAACGCAGUACUCCAACCCUGGCGCGCUAGCAUGUCGUCUUUGGCAGGAAUCACAGGGGUUUUCCGACCCGGUCGCCAAGGCCAUCGUGGACCUCCUGAAGCUCAAUGGCGUACCGGCCAACGUCACGUACAAGGAAGUGUUCGAGAAACACCUCUCCAAGCUGCUUUCCACCCUCAUCAAGAAGUCGGCGGACAACGAGGAGCGACUCACUGCACUCGCGGAAAAGAUGGUCGCAAUGUUCCAGGUCACCGAAAUACAGCCCAUGCUGUGCGACGUGCUGGACAAGCUCGACGACAUACCGCAGUUCGCCAGGGCGAAGCUGCUGGCCAACACCUCGUCGGCGAAUAAUUUUUUCAAGAUCGUCCCGAUUGGCGUGAAGCGCAAACUGUUGGCGGCAUCGCCUGCGAAGCUGUACGCGACGGUCGCCCCCCUGAUUGAGGAUGCGCUGUUCCUGCUCGACCUGGGGAUCAAGGAGGAAGAUAUGAAGGGGAAUGUGCUCUACAAAGGGUUUCAUGAGGAGUACAAGUCCAUCAUCGCAGAAAUCGUGAAUCUCAUCGGCCCACCCAAGACGCACACGUCCAGGGUCAUCUAUUUCCUCGUGCAGCAGACCAUCAGGGUGAUGUUCACCCGCAGCGUGCUGGCCACCAAGUCCGCUGCCACCAGGGCCGAGAAGAAGAAGGACAUCGAAUACGGCGUGUGGUUUGGCGACCAACCGUUCGACGCGUCCAACCUCAGCCGGGGACAGGCGCAAAACGAUGACUCCUUCAACGCCUACCGGCGGCACGCGGAGAACUCCAUAGGGAUCCUGUACAACCUGGAGGAGAACGCAGACGAAACUGUCAAGAGCGUGAGCGAGAUGCGGUACUCCGGCAGCGGCUGCUGGAACCUGAGCGCGAUCAGGCACUCCAUCACGACCCUCUACCAGGAGACGUAUCUCCUGCAGCCGGAGGAGAUGCAGGCCAUGGAGCCGUUCAUAAGCCUGACGCAUAUCAUCACGUGCAUCGGCGACAGCAACGUCUCGAAACUGCCCAUGGAGAUGCUGCAGAAACUUGCCAAGCCCAGCAAGGAGUCCAAGCCCCAUCCGCUGAAGAUCAGGGAUGACAUGGAACUGUUCGACGUGGCGUUCAUGCUGAGCAACCCCAUUGUUGCCAGCGGGAUCCUGUCGCACGUCUUGCACUACGUGGACAACACCAGCGCCGUGCUGCUGUCAGCGCAAACUGACAUUCACGACUGGUUGUCGCUGCUGGCUUUAGGCCUCUCCGCACACCACAUCGCUGCGACCAAGUUCCUCAUGGAGGUGGACCUGCAGCUGAGCGGUAGGAACGCCGACUCCGCGAGUCCAACGUUUGCAGGCGAAAGCUGCGUUUCCACGGCCCUGCUCAGAGCGGCGAAAAGUACCGGCAAGCCCGUUUCAGUCGCCAAGCUGAUCUCUUACGUGUACCCCGUGGACAGGACGGUGCGCGUGUCGGAGGACGUGCCGCCCAUUCUGUCAAACGUCAUGUCCGUGAAGAAUGCGCAGCGUGAUAGCGACCCUGCGAAAACUGCCGGCGCCGACGAGGACGAAAUGGCUUUUCACGAACUGCUAGUUCUGUACCUGCCGAGGGUCAACAUCGAGCGCCUCAGGGCCUUCAUCGCAGACUGCGCGGCCUUCUGCCGGGCGACAGAAACGUACGCCGAAGAGGAAGCAUAUGCAAGAGAGGCGACCAUACGCAUCCGCAGCAUCCUGGAGUCGUUCGACGAGAGCGUCUGCGACCCCAAGGAUCACCUGCAACGCGCGGCCGCAAUUGUGGAGAAGCGUGCGGCAUCCACGGAGCCGAACCGCAAGCCUUCGGUGCUGGAAAGGUUACACAGCAAGUUCAAGUUCAUCAACCGCACCGUGAUGUGCAUCCUGGCGACCACCGCCAACGUCACCAACCUCUUCAUGAAAAUGAUGGCGGUGCGGAUAAUCGCAAGCUGCGUCCAGCAGAAGGUGUCGCGACCCGUGGUAAAGCCGGUGCUGUACGAGAAAAUAAAGCGCAUCAACCUGAUUCGCCUAAGGGCGCCCACGGACUACAUCUGGCUCUGCCUAAUCAGAAUAGGGUUCUGCGCGAUGAACCUGCUGGAGUUCGACUCGCUGACCGAAUUUAUCGCAAACGUCACCAACCAGGGUCAGCUGUGCGCGUUCCUGCCGCUGUACACCUUGGCCGCGAGGCGCGGGGAGUCCAAGGCGAUACAUCGGCACAUCGACAGCAUCCACAGGUACGCACCGCCAGAAGGAUCACAUGGCCGCUUCAGGGUGGGACAGCAGCUCUUCCGCGGCCAGGAGAACAGCCGAAAAAUGGCGAGGUACACCUGCGCCUGUAAACAGAUCGAGGAGAUGUACAACACAUAG
Molecule: messenger RNA, 2577 nt
Organism: Babesia bigemina
Lineage: Eukaryota; Apicomplexa; Aconoidasida; Piroplasmida; Babesiidae
Exons: 11
Coding region: 1-2577 (858 amino acids)
Biological process (GO): negative regulation of DNA-templated transcription
Cellular component (GO): nucleus
Source: RefSeq, a predicted model, not a curated record